Messenger RNA from Volvox carteri f. nagariensis, 531 nucleotides. RefSeq lists its product as uncharacterized. NCBI's taxonomy places the organism in Eukaryota, Viridiplantae, Chlorophyta, Chlorophyceae, Chlamydomonadales, Volvocaceae. Bases 1 to 531 code for a protein of 176 amino acids. The transcript has 5 exons. The record is from RefSeq and is a predicted model, not a curated record.
AUGACCACGUCGCCAGUCGUCAGUCGUCAGUCGUCAGUCGCCAGUCGCCAGUCGCCACCAACAUCGCCGAGCAGCAAACGGAGCAUAGACAGUAGCGGUGGUACUGGCAGCACUACCGGCGGCGAGGCUGCCAGCGGCGGCCCAUCGGCGGCGGCAGGAGGCCUCGUGGCUGCGGCGGCAGGCCUGGAGAUAGCGGUAAACGGGCCAACAUCAGCCUUCGCGGCCGCAGCGUCAGGCGCGGCGGCGGCGGCGGCGGGAUUGGCGGUCCUGCGGGAUCUCGGGCCAGCAGGCAACGCUGGGCCUGUGGUGGCUGCGGUGGCGGUGGCGGUGGCGGCCGGUGCCGACGCUGGUGCUGGUGCUGGUACGGGCAUGUUGGCGAUGGCGAUGGAGCUCGGGACAGCGGCGGGGCUGCGGCGCGCUGCCUCCAAUCCGCGUUCGCAGUGGCGCCGCGGCGGCAUCAACGUGGCGUCAACGUCAUCAUUGAGGGCGCAAACGGCGUCCAGAAAUGUCCAAUGGAAGCCACAUCCAUAA